UUAAAGAUAACUUGGCUUUUGGCUGGUUUAGAAAGGAAAGUAGAAUUUAUCAUUCAUAUAUGUCUCUCACAAAACUAAAAAAAAAUAUAUGAAAAUUCUAACUUUUAUUGAUGGAUUGAUCGAACUUGUUAGUCAUAUUUUUGGUAUUUACAUUUAAUAUAAGAAUAUUUUUAAAUUAUAUAAAUCAAAUACUAAAAUAUUUUAAAUUGAAUAUAUUUGAUUAUUUAAUCUGAAUAUAUACUUAUCUGCUGUCGAAGAGAAACUGCAUUUAGUCAAGUGGUUAAAUAUUUUAUAUUUGCGGUUUUUCUCGUCAGACUCCACUAAGUCACGUUUUCCCGCAUUAUAGAUCGAUCGAAUCUUGUUGAUCCAACUGGUGACAAAAAAAACAUGGUGUCCCAAAAAUAAAUAUACUCGUAUAUCUUAGUCCUUAGAUAGGAAAAUAAAACCUUCCAGAAGUAUAUAUAUACUCAGACAGUUAACAAAAAAAAGUAUAUGUACUCAGGUAUAUAAGUAAAACUCACUACAUAACACCUACAGCCAGCAAAUAGCUGAUGAACUGAUCCACCAAAAAUUCAGGAAACUUUUAAUUAUUGGACCACGUACGCCUAAAGAGUAAAGAGACAUAACAUAAAAUAUGUCCACUCUAGUAAAUGCUCAAUCUUAUUACCUCAAAAUUCCGAUCAUUUGCACCACAAAGCUUGAAAGAGCCGCCAUAGCCAUCUCCCAAGACUAGUAAUAUUCCAUUGAAAUUUCAAAUCCUAAUUAAGUGAAUUAUUCACAACGGUCCAAACUCUUAAUAUAGCAACUCACCCCUAUAAAUUUCUACGUCCGUCUUUGAAUUCUAUCACAAUAUAUUGUAAAACAACAAAACAUACAAAGAUAAGCCAAUGGCAAGACUUAGCAUAUGUGUGUUUAUUUUGCUAUGCGCGUUUGCGGCUAAAACAGCCGCUCAAACAGCUUCUAACGUAAGAGCUACUUACCAUUACUACUAUCCCCAGCAAAACGGUUGGGACCUUUACAAAGUAAGUGCGUACUGCUCAACGUGGAAAGGAAACCAACCGCUCGAAUGGCGUAGGAAGUAUGGGUGGACAGCUUUUUGCGGUCCGGUCGGACCGCGUGGUCGUGAUUCUUGCGGAAGAUGCUUAAGAGUAACGAAUACUGCGACCGGGGCACAAGCUACUGUGAGAAUCGUGGAUCAAUGCAGUAACGGCGGUUUGGACUUAGACGAUGGCGUUUUCAAACAGCUUGACACCAACGGUCGGGGAUACGCUCGUGGGAACAUGAUUGUCAACUAUGCCUUUGUCAAUUGCUAAAAGGCUUUCAAGUUUCAUACAACAUUCACCGUCUGCAGCUUCUUAUCAUCAUCACCUUUCUUAUGUUGUAAGAUAAAACCAUAAUCUCUUUUAUAUGUUGUAAGAUAAAAUAAAUACCACGAGCUCACUCCUUCAUAGUAAAGAUAAAUCAUAAUUAUAUGUUUGUGUGUAACUUACUAAGAAAUAAAGUAAAAUAAAAUUAGAAAAUAUCCUGAAA
Molecule: messenger RNA, 1530 nt
Organism: Brassica rapa (field mustard)
Lineage: Eukaryota; Viridiplantae; Streptophyta; Magnoliopsida; Brassicales; Brassicaceae
Product: pathogenesis-related protein PR-4
Biological process (GO): defense response to fungus; defense response to bacterium
Molecular function (GO): RNA nuclease activity
Source: RefSeq, a predicted model, not a curated record